Gossypium raimondii (Peruvian cotton) is the source of this 2444-nucleotide messenger RNA. Its product is annotated as pentatricopeptide repeat-containing protein At2g33760. Gene Ontology annotation, molecular function: zinc ion binding; protein binding; RNA binding. The record is from RefSeq and is a predicted model, not a curated record. Gene Ontology annotation, biological process: RNA modification. Lineage: Eukaryota; Viridiplantae; Streptophyta; Magnoliopsida; Malvales; Malvaceae.
AUUUUUUCAUGUUGUGUUUUGCAAUAUUUAUAAAUAUUUUUCUCUUCUACAUGUAAGCACGUUACAUAACUCAUUGUUAAUUUGUUCCUAUUUACUGUAGACAAACAUUUGCUAAGGCGCUUUCAAAAGAGUGUGAAAAGUAGUUGAAGGAUGAGACAUCAAAGUUUGGAGAGGUUUAUGAUAAAUUCUGCAAAGAAAAAAUUGCCCAUUUGCAAGCCUUGAAAGGUGGGUUUUGAUGGAAUAUGUUGUAAUGCUUUGCAUCUUUCAUUUGCUGCUGCUGAUACGAGAAACAUGAACUAGUUUUGUCCUUCUUCUUUGUGCUACAUAAUCUGCUUAGGUAUGUUUUAGAUUUUAGCAUAAUAAUUGCAGUUCUGGUUUGAGGAAGACAAAGAAUAUGAACAACUAAGUGAGCCUUAAAGCAAGAAUCUCUGUUGUCAAAAUCUUUUUUGACUGUAGAUAUUCAUAUCAAAAUAUUCCCUCCCUUUCUCCCCUUCUCUUUCAUUUUCAUGGCAAGUUUCCAUGGAAACCAAACAACUUCGUCAACCACCACUUACGCAUUCACCAAUCUACCACUCAAUUAUCCUAGCAGGCCCACGUCUCAAACCUCUUCAACAAAUCCAUGCACGGAUCAUCAUCACCGGCUUGGGUCGUACCCGAUCUCUCAUCACCAAAUUACUUUCUUUUGCUUACGCCGCCGCUUCUCCCAUUAGCUACACUCGUCGCCUCUUCUUUUCCAUCCCCAAACCAGAUACUUUUCUCUUUCAUUCUUUAAUUACUUUAACCUCUAAAUUCAGUUUCCCUCAAGAAUCCCUUCUCUACUAUCGCCGGAUGUUAUUAGCCAAUAUUUCAUCUUCAAAUUACACAUUCUCCGCCGUGAUUAAAUCUUCUGCCGAUUUAAUGGCUUUUAGUAUAGGUGAAACUAUUCAUUGUCAUGUUUAUAUUUGUGGGUACGGUUUGGAUGCUUAUGUUCAAGCUGCUCUUGUGAGUUUUUAUGCUAAAUCUGGUCGUGUGAUGAUUGCCCGUAAAGUUUUUGAUAAAAUGCCUGACAAAACAGUGGUAGCUUGGAAUUCGAUGAUCUCAGGUUAUGAGCAGAAUGGAUUUGGAAAAGAAGCAAUUGAGUUGUUUUAUUUGAUGCAAGAUUUGGGAGUUAAACCGGAUUCCUCAACAUUUGUUAGUUUGUUAUCUGCUUGUGCUCAGGUAGGUGCAAUUGGUUUAGGCUGUUGGGUGCAUGAGUAUAUUGCUAGAAACUGUUUUGAUCUGACUGUGGUGCUUGGUACCGCAUUGAUGAAUAUGUAUUCGAGAUGUGGAAAUGUUAGCAAAGCAAGAGAAGUUUUUGAUUCAAUGGAGGAAAAGAAUAUUGUUGCUUGGACUGCUAUGAUUUCAGGGUAUGGAAUGCAUGGUCAUGGCAGCCAAGCGAUUGAGUUGUUCAAUGAAAUGAGUUUUGAUGGUCCACGACCCAAUAAUGUUACAUUUGUUGCAAUCUUGUCGGCUUGUGCUCAUGCAGGGCUCGUAGAUGAAGGGCGCCAGAUAUUUACCACCAUGAAGCAGGAGUAUGGAUUGGUGCCAUCAGUGGAGCAUCAGGUUUGUAUGGUGGAUAUGCUUGGGCGUGCCGGACACUUGAACGAAGCAUAUCAGUUUGUCAAAAACAUAUCACCUAAAGAGCCAGCUCCAGCAGUCUGGACCGCGAUGCUUGGGGCUUGCAAGAUGCAUAAGAAUUUCGAUCUUGGAGUAGAAGUGGCAGAGCAUCUUUUAAGCAUCGAGCCUGAAAAUCCUGGCCAUUAUGUAAUGCUUUCGAAUAUCUAUGCAUUAGCUGGUAGGAUGGAUCGAGUGGAAAAGGUCCGAAACAUAAUGAUAAGAAAUCGUUUGAAGAAGGAAGUUGGUUAUAGCACAAUAGAUGUUGAUCAUAAGGUUUAUUUAUUUAGCAUGGGUGACAAGUCCCAUCCCAAGACAAAUCAAAUUUAUCUGUAUUUAGAUGAGUUGAUGAGUAGGUGCAGAGAAGCUGGCUAUAUACCGGCAUCGGAAUCUGUGAUGCAUGAAGUGGAAGAAGAGGAGAGGGAAUAUGCCCUUAGAUAUCACAGUGAGAAGCUCGCGAUAGCAUUCGGACUAUUAAAAACCGGCCCCGGUGUGGCCAUCAGGAUUGUGAAGAACCUUCGAAUGUGCGAGGACUGUCACACUGCCAUCAAAUAUAUCUCAAUUAUUGCUAAUAGAGAGAUUAACGUUCGUGAUAGACUUCGGUUUCAUCAUUUUAAAGAUGGCUCGUGCUCUUGUCAAGACUAUUGGUGACGGACUUUGACGCUAUUGUCAAGCCCCUUCUUUAGGCCCGAUCAGAGUUGGAAAAUUUUAAUUUCUGUUUUUAAACCAAGUUGGAUGUCCUAAUUUACUGUUUGGAAGUAAUGAUGAUAUCAAAAAAUUAUAUUAAUGUUAUAAAUCCCAUUAAUCGUGAA